This is a messenger RNA of Danaus chrysippus (African queen), 1761 nucleotides long. The record is from the annotation of a GenBank genome assembly. NCBI's taxonomy places the organism in Eukaryota, Metazoa, Arthropoda, Insecta, Lepidoptera, Nymphalidae.
AUGUCGUUAGAAGUGGUUAAUUUGAAAAGAAAAAAACCUAACGAACAAUUUUGCUUAUUCUGCGAUAAUUCAAGUUAUUUAGUGAAGAACCCAAGGCCAAGUACGUUGCUUCAUAUCAAAGAAGCAGCAAAUAGGAGAAAGGACAGCAUUAGUGAGAAGUUUUCAAAACUAUAUAAUCCAGACUCCACAAAACAAGAAUUUUCAUGGCAUCAAGACUGUUUAGCCACUUAUAUAAGUGAGGAGAAAAUAAGGCGUCGAGAAAUUGCGUUGCAUAAAAAAGAAGAAGAAGUGUCUGCUUCAACUUCCAAAGCAAACGUGGAGGAGCUGACUCCAAAAUCUCGUUCGUCAUCAAGGGAACCGGCAGCGUUGAAAAAAUCGUUGAAAUGCAUAUUUUGUAAGAAGGUAACAAGAAACAAAGAUAAGCAGCUACAUUUAUGUUCGGAAAUAUCAGCAGCGGAAAAAAUUUUUAGUACUGCACGUAGGAAAGAAGAUCAUGUUUUCACUGAACUGAGUACUUGUCAACGGCCUGAAGAUUUAUUUGCUAUCGGAGUGAGAUAUCACAAACAUUGUUACCUUGAUUAUUUAAGAUUACCGAGAAGUUCUAAAUUGCCACCUGGUCGACCUUCAAAUCAAAUCCCUAAAGAAAUACUUAUCGAUGCUUUUGACAAACUAAUAGAUGAAAUUAAAGACCGGUUACCAACACAUUCUUUUGAAGUGCGUUUCUUAGCUCAACGACUCGCUGAACUUACAAAUAUUGAGGGUGCAGUGAUCGAAAAUCGUGUAGUGAAAUCACUACUUAUAGAUAAAUUUGGUGAAAACAUAUUAUUUUCUUACCCUACUGAUCGAUCAAAAUCAUUAUUAGCGUUUAUGGGAAAUAUACCAUUGCCGGAAAUAAUAGAACAUGUUCGGAACAUCAAUUCAAAAAACACCAUCAUUGAGACUGCAAAAGCAUUGUGUGAAGAAUUAUUAAAAACCGAAUUAAUACCUAGUGGAUACUUACGUCAUGAAAAUUUGAUUCAAAGAUUAUUAGAAAAUGGAAAAUUGCCACAAACAUGGGAAAUUUUUCUGCAAGCUUUGUUUAAUGCAAAAAACCAAAAGUUGAGCGUGAACUAUUAUAAAAGAGCAUUAUCUGUAUUUUUUGAUAUAUAUUUUAUAGUUACUGAAAAGCAGACACCAAAACAUAUAGCUUUAGCUGAAUCAAUUCAUCACUUAACUAGAUCAAAGCAACUGAUAAGUAUAUUAAAUAAGUUUGGGCAUUGUAUUAGCUAUAAAAAAUUACAAGAGCUUGAUUCAGAAUUAACAAUUUCAAUUGCGUGUGAAGAUGCAGAAAAAAAUGUGAUUAUUCCUAAGAAUAUAGUGAAAAAUUCAUCGUUUUUCCUUCAUGGUGCCAUCGACAACAACGACUUCAAUGAAGAAACAUUAAGCGGUAAAGACUCAACCCAUGUAACAGCAACGGUAAUUUAUCAGGAAAAAAAUCCAAUCGAGAAUGAAAUAAAUCUCGUUAAAUUGAAACCUACAACUGAACAGUUUGAGUAUGAUUUGAAGUUCUUAAAUUUUCAAGAAAUUCAUCACUUCAAUGCAAGUAUGGAGCCUUUAAUAUCUGAUUAUGUUAACAGCGGCUGUCUACUAACUUCCACUAACAAUUACUCACAAUUUGAUACUUUGCUCUGGGUCUUAUGUAGAUUACAAUAUGAUAAAACAUUGAACAACUUUCAUCGACCAUUGAAGAAUUCGAUACCAGGAUGGACUCCAUUCCAAUAA